AUGAAGCUGUGCGCAUUGAGGCCCCUUUGUUGUCUUCUCACAUCCCCCAGGCCCAAUGUUCUGUACCUUCUCUGCCCGCCGUACCUAAGCAUUGAAAUUGAUACCACUGAAUUCGUUAUACGUUUACCUCAGGACAAAUUUGAUGCUAUUUUGUCCUUGUUAAGAGUGUGGAAAGGAAAGAAAAAAUGCACAAAAAAGGAGCUACUAUCACUCAUAGGACUGUUGUCUUUUGCAUGCAAAGUUGUCAAAUGUGGUCGCAUUUUUCUGCGCCAAUUAAUUGACCUUUUUACUACUGUAAGUAGCCUUUACCAUCACAUUUCCGUUACAUCGGAAUCCCGAAAGGACAUUGAGUGGUGGCUGAAUUUUUUACCCAGUUGGAACGGGAUGGCAGUCAUCCAAACAUCAUUCCUCACAUCAGAAAGUUUAAACAUGUUUACAGAUGCUUCCAUGAGUGGUUUAGGCGAUUUUUACAAUGGGAAAUGGUUUUCCAUCCCUUUUUACAACACCAAAUAUCACAGCAUUACCUUUCUUGAGUUGCUUGCGGUUGUUAUAGCGGUACAUUUGUGGGGUGAGAAGUGGUCUGAUACCCUGGUUAUCAUUUCUACAGACAACGAGGCCAUUGUCCGCAUAUGGAGUACUGGUUCGUGCAAAUGUGAGCACAUCAGGAAACUUGUUCGCUUGUUGUUUUAUUUUACGGCAAAUCACAACAUAAAUUUGCUGAUGCGCCACAUUUGUGGCACUUCUAAUAUUUAUGCAGAUUUACUUUCGCGUUUACAGGUCGCAAAGUUCAAAGAGCAGUGCCCAUACGCCGAAGAGCUUCCUACUCCUAUCCCCUCGUCAAUCUCCGAAUGCUUAGUGUGA
Hydractinia symbiolongicarpus is the source of this 861-nucleotide messenger RNA. RefSeq lists its product as uncharacterized. The coding region runs from base 1 to 861 and encodes 286 amino acids. The record is from RefSeq and is a predicted model, not a curated record. NCBI's taxonomy places the organism in Eukaryota, Metazoa, Cnidaria, Hydrozoa, Anthoathecata, Hydractiniidae. The transcript is spliced from 2 exons.